GUUCGUGAAUUUUUUUCUCAGUCAAAGCAUUCCCGUUUUGUGUAUUCCAAAAAUGGUGUCCAGUGUAAGGAAUCUGUUGUGUCUAACCAUUCUGGCAGUCUUGGCCAGCACGGGCUAUGCCAUCCAUUGCUAUAGCUGCAGCACGCUUGACAAUCCCAAAGCCUGCAAAAAAAAUGCGACUACUUUGACAGACUGCAGUACCGUUGAACCUCCUGUUCACCUUAGCAAACUUUUUAAAGUUGGCAAUGCCACAGGCUGUAUGAAGCGUAAAGUAAAAAACCCGACCCUGAAACAAACGGGAACUCAAUAUGACUGCUACUUUGGCGAUGUAAGCAACAAACAGGGCUGCGAGAUGUCCGAUGAAGUAAAGAAACUGAAUUUCAUCAAAAUUUCCUGCAAUAUCUGCACCGAGGAUAAGUGCAAUGGAUCGGACUCUUUAGCUCCCAUUGCUGGAGCAAUAAUCCUUUUCUUCAGUGUGGCCCAUUUGUUGACUUAAAAGUGCGAUUUAAGUUUCUCACGUCUCAGUAAUAAA
Messenger RNA from Drosophila sulfurigaster albostrigata, 532 nucleotides. RefSeq lists its product as uncharacterized. NCBI's taxonomy places the organism in Eukaryota, Metazoa, Arthropoda, Insecta, Diptera, Drosophilidae. The coding region runs from base 53 to 496 and encodes 147 amino acids. The record is from RefSeq and is a predicted model, not a curated record. The transcript is spliced from 3 exons.